AUGCCCACCGUCUCCGUUCUGCCCGCCUUCCUCCAACCAGGCUCACCCCCCCGUUCGCCUCAUGUGGAAAGACCCUCUUUCCUCUCGUCAGUCUUCGUACCUCGCGAAUCUCCCAACACUCCUCGAGGGUCUCCAUCGAUGAAACCGACACGCCGCGACGUGCUCCUGUGUCUUUUGACACUGUCAUUUUCCUACCUCCUCUUUUCCUCGCCCCCAUCAUCGGACCCCGUCACGCGGAGCACUUCAGGUGGAAACAGGUAUAGGAUCCCAGGAUGGAGCAACUUUUUCCCGUCAUCCACUGGCACAUCACGGUCGCACGACCGUAGCGGAGAAGUGCUCUUCACCAACUCUGUAAAGGCGGUCGGUGUGGGGUCUGCCGAUGUAGAAUUUGGAAAAGGCAACUCUUGGGAUGGCGGCGAAGAAGAGGAAGAGGAUGACGAGUUCGAAUCCAUGGCGACUGUACUCAAAGGCCAUUCUCCCGGAUGGACAAUGUUCGAAAAGUUGUACAUCUACAACGGGAGCUUCUAUGUCAUCACGGAGAACAAGGAAGAGUUUCCCGAGCUGAGGUUGAUGACUUCGACUGGUCUUCCAGCCAACAACGAACCUGGCAAUAGUGAAGCGCGGGAGCCCAAGGGAGAUGAAAUCAUCUACAUAUCUCCAAUGGAUGCUGCCAAGCUCUGGGGGCCAAGAGUGUAUAGAAUGGAUGGAACCACGUUCCUUUUCAAUGAUGGGCAAUUCAUUGAUCAUUACUAUCACUUUGCUGCCGAGCUGCUUCUGGGUAUUUGGAGAACCUAUACCUCGUAUGACCAAGACAUCAGCCCGGCCGGUGAGACAUCACUCCUUGCGCCCAAACGCAUGUGGUUCCUUCACCAAUCAGUGGACGAAUGGAGAGACAACCCUCGUUUCAAUCCCCUCUUGAUGUUCACCCUUUUCCCCCAAACUUCCCUUUUGUAUCCCUCGGACUUCGCCGACCUCGCCAAGCAAUCCGUCUCCUCCAAACCCAAGGCCUUCGUCCUAGACCGUGCCAUUCUCGCCGACAGAUCUGCUGCUUUCCGUGGCCCUUUCACCGGACCUACGGCAAGGACAGUAGCCGGGGCUUUGCAGGUGGGGGAAGCGAGUCGGUGGUGGUGGGAGCCGGUGAGAAGGACCGUCUUGAGGUAUGCCGGCGUACCACAGUCGAUCAUCUCGAGGAAUCUGGAGGGGUACGGGGCUGUCGAUCCUGUCACCUUGAACGAUCCCACGAUUGAGCUUAUCGAGCCCCUUGCCCCUCCCGGUGAUUAUGCUCCUGUUAUCACCUACAUUUCGAGACAAAACUCUCGAAGGAGGUUGACAGCAGAGAGUCACGCCGAUCUGGUCCAGGCGUUGGAAGAAAGGGCGGAGAGGUUGGGAUGGGAGCUGGUGAUUGUGGAAGCAGAAAAUUUGACCAAAGAGGACCAAUUUGCACUUGCUGGGAGAACUACUAUCAUGCUUGGAGUACACGGCAACGGCCUGACCCAUCUCCUAUGGAUGCCGGCGACGCCCAGAAGCGCCGUGAUCGAGAUGUUCAUUCAAGGAGGCUUCGCCAGGGACUACCAAUGGACAGCCCACGCCCUCGGUAUACGCCACUUUGGCAUUCAACACGACAUCUCGUUCACAUCUCCUGCCCUACCCAAGGUUGACUAUCCCGAAGGAUUCCAGGGGACUGGCAUUACCGUAGUGGGCAAGGUCGUUGCAGAUCUCAUCGAGGAUAGACUGGCAGGCAGAGUAUAG
Messenger RNA from Cryptococcus amylolentus CBS 6039, 1749 nucleotides. RefSeq lists its product as hypothetical. Gene Ontology annotation, cellular component: endoplasmic reticulum. Gene Ontology annotation, biological process: protein O-linked glycosylation via mannose. NCBI's taxonomy places the organism in Eukaryota, Fungi, Basidiomycota, Tremellomycetes, Tremellales, Cryptococcaceae. The transcript is spliced from 7 exons. Gene Ontology annotation, molecular function: protein O-acetylglucosaminyltransferase activity. Bases 1 to 1749 code for a protein of 582 amino acids. The record is from RefSeq and is a predicted model, not a curated record.